AUGAAUGCUCCAACGAAGAACCCCGAUUUAUCAACUGACAUGCCGCCAAAUGCCGACAUUCGGCUGCUGGUUGUCGAUCAGAGUGGGGCACUUUUCGAACCAGACGAUACCACCAUCAACACCCCUAGGAGAUCGAUCAACAGACACAAGUACCCUUUGGUAAAGUCGAUCCGAUCGCUCUACAAGCAAGGCAUGUAUGCCAUCCCGUUAAGGCUCGAAAUGGACUCGGAUGGGAAAAAGAAGCCCAUCUUCAGUAAAGGAGGGUACAAACCAUUAUGGACGUCCACCGAGGCAUACAAACAGAGGAUCGAUGCCUAUGUUUGCCGAGCGCCAUCGAACGUGAACGCUUUGGCGGUCCUGUGUGGGAUUUCGGACAUAUUUCUGCUUGAUGUAGACGCAGAAAGGAAGGAGGCCACAGACACGAACGCAGGGAAGGAGGCUGGAACAGAACUGUGGGAGGAAUUGAUAAAGAAACACGGUGACAUCAUCACAUUAAAGGCAAGAACAGGUUCAGGAAACGGUUUACACUACUUUUUCUCUGCAAGCAAGACCGAAGGGCUUCUCAAUCCAUUAAACUUCUCGACAAUCCUUCACGAAGGUACUACAUGGGCGAUUGAUGGUCGUGGAAGCAACGGAAUAGCUUUUGUAAGCCCCUCGAGUUACCAAGAUAACAAGGGCAGAGCCUUUGGCUAUUCCUGGAUAGAAGGUGAUGAAACCACACCACGAGUCGCUAUGCCGCCGUGGUUGGUUCGAUUCCUGAACGACACGUCAACAAAGGCAGUCGGUAGUACAACGGGAAAUGUGGAGGUCAACAAAAGCCUCAGCAACUCGAACAGGCGCAUCAGCUCGCCCAACAAUCAGUACACACAAGCUGAAGAAUCAACAGGGGGCUCGGACUUGAAUAUGGAUUCCAUUUUGCCUGGGUUGCAGCCCGCUCUCACUGCAAUUAGAGAGAUGCUGCAAAACGUGUUGCCAGAGGACCAAAGUCGUUUCAAUGGUGUUGGGAUGAGGACUCAGACAGGCUGGCAAGUCCUUAAGUUUAAAACGAUUGGCACGCGAACGUGCUUGAACGGGUGCGAACACGUCUCAAACAACUUCAGCAUCCUGUGCAAUGGUGCCAUUCUACUUUACCGUUGUCUAAGUUCAGAGUGCAUCAAACGUCUAGCGUGCUUGCUUGGGAUCUAUUAUUGGCCGGAGUGCUUGCCGCUGAGAGCAGAGGCGUCCAUGAUCCGAGAAUGUGAGCGCUAUUUGGUUCCAAGAAGCGAUGAAACGAAGAAGCUUAGUAAAGAGGAAGCGGCUGAAAGGAAGAAGCGCAGGAACGACAUGUACAAUCUUCUUAUCAAGGUGAUGAACGCCUAUUUUGCGGUUGUGAUUGGAGGAAACAAGACGGUUUAUACCGAGCUCGUCUUCUGCCGUGACAAAGACGGCAACCUCCAACGAGAAGAGGUGAUAGAAAGGCCAGGCCACAACUUUAUUGAACGGUGCAGGAACAUUCAGUUGGAUUGUCUGCCCGGCAAGAACAAGGAAGCUGCAAAGUUCUGGGAAAGCAACUCGAAGCGACAGGAGUACGACCGGAUUGUCUUCGAGCCUGACCUAAGCAAGGUUACUUCGCGUCACUUCAACCUAUUCUGCGGACUGGAGUUCAAGCCUCUUCUGCAAAAGCUAGAACCUUCCGAGAUGGCCGACUGUGAGUUGCAAAUGCCCAAGCUCAUGUGGCACAUCAGGGCCAUCCUCAGCGACGGGUGCGAAACAAGAUUCGCAUACAACGUCAAGUGGAUGGCCCACGCCGUUCAAAGACCAAGAAAGAAGAUCGGAGUUGCCUGGGUUCUUCGAGGCCCGCAAGGGUGCGGCAAAUCCAUGUUGGCCGACUUCUUGGGGAUGAUGAUCAUUGGAAGCAAAAACUAUCUAUAUUGCAAUGAGAUCGAAAAGGUGAUCGGUCAAUUCAAUGCAUUAUCUGCCAAUCGGUUGUUGAUCGUCUUUGACGAGGCUGGAAACUGGGGAGGAGCCUACAAGCUCAACGAUCGGAUGAAGUCACUGAUAACAGAGUCGGAGACCUGCGUAGAAAAGAAGGGUUUUGAUGCCAUAAAGACCAAGGACGUGAGCAACAUUAUUUUCACAACAAAUAAUACAUGGCCGGUCAAACGAGAGGCGGGGGAUCGGCGGUAUUCCUGCCAGGAAUGCUCUGGCGCCAUGGUUGGCAACAAGGAGUACUUCGACGGUCUCAUAAAAGAGCUCCAAGAUCCGCAAACGGCUUUGAGCUUCUAUAAGUACCUCUCUUCGAUCGACAUCUCUGAUUGGAAUCCGCAGACGAUCCCAGUCACCGCAUGGGGCGAGAGUUUAAAGGAUCACUCCAUACCUCCACACGUCAAGAUGAUGCAGGCGCUGCUUGAGAACGGUUGCUUUCACCCUUCUGUAGAAACUUGGGUAGCUUCGGUGGAUAUUAAAGCGACAUACGAUACGUUUCUCUCGGCACUCGACAUCAAAGAGGACCGACAUAUGGACGUCAAUGUCCUAAUUAGUGGGUAA
Klebsormidium nitens is the source of this 2526-nucleotide messenger RNA. The record is from the annotation of a GenBank genome assembly. NCBI's taxonomy places the organism in Eukaryota, Viridiplantae, Streptophyta, Klebsormidiophyceae, Klebsormidiales, Klebsormidiaceae.